CUCUCUCUCACUCUAUUUUUUGCUCGCUUGCCCGCUCUGCCGUGUGUGUGAGGCUUACCUUGGUUGGUGGGUGUCAGCCUGGCCCCCUUCCCCCUCCCCGCUCCCUCUACCACACACUGACACACACAUACGCUCUCACACGCACGAGCUCGUUGCUCAGUAGCGGCGCUAGGGAGGGACAGGCGAGCACUCGGCGGCCCAGAUCCGCAGCGCUGCCGGUGCAAGGAGCCCUAACGACUGCGGCAGUGCGCUGCCCUCGACAGACAGCCGUCCGCUCCCUCCGUCGUUCUCGUCCUCUCGACCGCCGGCUGACGGUUCGAACACAAACGCACCAUGGCUCACGCGGCCGCGCACAUUAAGAAGGCCCGGGUGGAGAUGGAGCAGCAGGCGGCGCCCGAGGUCAAGGCACUGGAGAAGGCCCACGAGAGGAGGCGCCGCUCCAGGGAGAGGGCUGAACGCAGGCGCAAGUCUGAUAGCAACACCAGCUUCCUGCGGGCGGCGCGGGCUGGAAACAUUGACAAGGUGCUGGAGUACCUGAAGGGGGGCGUAGACAUCAGCACCUGCAACCAGAACGGGCUCAAUGCGCUGCACCUGGCCGCCAAGGAGGGACACGUGGACCUGGUCCAGGAGCUGCUGGACAGAGGCGCCACCGUGGAUUCAUCCACAAAGAAAGGAAACACGGCCCUGCACAUCGCAUCUCUGGCGGGACAGGGAGACGUGGUCAAGAUCCUGGUGAAGCGCGGUGCUGAUAUCAAUGCCCAAUCACAGAAUGGCUUCACCCCGCUGUACAUGGCCGCCCAGGAGAACCACCUGGACGUGGUGCGGUACCUGCUGGAGAAUGGCGGUAACCAGAGCACGGCCACUGAGGACGGCUUCACCCCGCUGGCCAUCGCCCUGCAGCAGGGCCACAACCAGGUGGUGUCCAUCCUGCUGGAGAACGACACCAAGGGCAAGGUGCGCCUGCCCGCCCUGCACAUCGCCGCCCGCAAGGACGACACCAAGUCUGCCGCUCUGCUGCUGCAGAACGACCACAAUGCCGACGUCCAGUCCAAGAUGAUGGUCAAUAGGACGACCGAGAACGGAAAGAGCGGGUUCACCCCACUGCACAUUGCGGCGCACUACGGCAACGUGAACGUGGCCACGCUCCUGCUGAACCGCGGCGCCGCCGUCGACUUCACGGCACGGAAUGGGAUCACCCCGUUGCAUGUGGCUUCCAAGCGCGGAAAUGCCAACAUGGUGCGCCUCCUGCUGGACCGAGGGUCCCAGAUUGAUGCCAAGACCCGGGAUGGCCUCACGCCACUGCACUGCGCGGCUCGGAGCGGGCACGAUCCGGCCGUUGAGCUGCUGUUGGAGAGGGGGGCGCCCAUGCUGGCCAGAACCAAGAACGGACUGUCGCCCCUUCACAUGGCGGCCCAGGGAGACCACGUCGAGUGCGUCAAGCACCUGCUGCAGCACAAGGCGCCCGUCGACGACGUCACGCUGGACUACCUGACAGCGCUGCAUGUCGCGGCCCACUGCGGCCACUACAGGGUCACCAAACUGCUGCUGGACAAGCGGGCGAACCCCAACGCCCGUGCGCUGAACGGGUUCACUCCGUUGCACAUCGCCUGCAAAAAAAACAGGGUGAAGGUCAUGGAGCUGCUUGUGAAGUAUGGUGCCUCCAUCCAGGCCAUCACAGAAUCGGGCCUCACCCCAAUCCACGUAGCGGCGUUCAUGGGUCACCUCAACAUAGUGCUGCUGCUGCUGCAGAACGGUGCCUCGCCUGAUGUCAGCAACAUUCGUGGGGAGACAGCGCUGCACAUGGCGGCUCGAGCUGGACAGGUGGAGGUGGUGAGGUGUCUCCUGAGGAACGGAGCGCUAGUGGACGCAAGAGCCAGGGAGGACCAGACCCCGCUGCACAUUGCGUCUCGCCUGGGCAAGACAGAGAUCGUGCAGCUCCUGCUGCAGCACAUGGCCCACCCGGACGCGGCCACCACCAACGGCUACACCCCGCUGCACAUCUCCGCCCGCGAGGGCCAGGUGGACGUGGCGGCCGUGCUGCUGGAGGCCGGGGCCUCCCACUCGCUCGCCACCAAGAAAGGAUUCACUCCGCUCCAUGUAGCAGCAAAGUACGGAAGCCUGGAUGUGGCGAAGCUCCUCCUGCAGAGAAGAGCUCCUCCAGACUCUGCUGGCAAGAACGGCCUCACGCCCCUCCAUGUCGCUGCUCACUAUGAUAACCAGAAGGUGGCGCUGCUCCUUUUGGACAAAGGGGCCUCUCCCCAUGGCACAGCCAAGAAUGGAUACACUCCGCUGCACAUUGCGGCCAAGAAGAACCAGAUGGACAUCGCCACCACGCUGCUGCGGUACGGUGCCCAGACCAACAUCUUGACCAAGCAGGGCGUCACGCCGCUGCACCUGGCCUCCCAGGAAGGCCAUGCCGAAAUGGUGGCCCUGCUGCUGCAGAAGGGGACCCACGUCAAUGUCCCCACCAAGAGUGGCCUCACUUCCCUCCAUCUCGCAGCUCAGGAGGAUAAAGUCAAUGUGGCUGAAAUAUUAGCCAAACAUGGUGCCAACCUGGACCAGCAGACAAAGCUGGGCUACACUCCGCUCAUUGUGGCUUGUCACUACGGCAACGUGAAGAUGGUGAAUUUCCUACUGCAGCACGGCGCCAGCGUCAAUGCCAAAACCAAGAAUGGCUACACCCCGCUGCACCAGGCCGCCCAGCAGGGCAACACCCACAUCAUCAAUGUGCUGCUGCAGCACGGAGCCAAACCCAACGCCGUGACCAUGAACGGAAACACGGCGCUGGCCAUUGCCCGGCGCCUAGGAUACAUCUCUGUGGUGGACACGCUGAAGGUCGUCACCGAGGAGACCGUCACCACCACAACCACCGUGACCGAGAAACACCGGCUGAACGUACCGGAGACCAUGACGGAAGUCUUGGAUGUGUCCGACGAAGAAGUGCUGAGGCAGUCUGAUGAGGAGAUGCUCUCUGAUGACUCUGUGGACCUGGAAGGUGAAGACACCAUGACGGGCGACGGGGGGGAGUACCUGAGGGCGGAGGACCUGCGGGAGCUCGGAGACGACUCGGUCCCUGGACAGUACCUGGAAGGCCUCAACUACUUGCGCUUCAGCCUGGAGGGGGGGCGCUCGGACAGCUCCGACAGGUCACACACCCCCAGCCAUCACGGGUACUACUCCCCCCGACACGGCGCCGUGAUGGAGGACAUCGUAACGUGUCUCGGGAGCCACCAGGUUUCUGCUCUUGCCAGGGAGAACGACAAGGACUCGUACCGCCUGAGCUGGGGCAACGACAACCUGGACAACGUGGCCCUGUCGUCCAGCCCCGUCCACUCCGGCCGCUGCUCUCCGUGCCACGAUCAUGACAGCAGCAGCUUCCUGGUCAGCUUCAUGGUGGACGCGAGGGGUGGAGCCAUGCGGGGCUGUCGCCACAACGGCCUGCGCAUCAUCAUCCCACCCCGGAAGUGCAGCGCUCCCACACGCGUCACGUGCCGCCUGGUCAAGCGCCACCGACUGGCCUCCAUGCCCCCGAUGGUGGAGGGCGAAGGGCUGGCCAGCCGCCUCAUCGAGGUGGGCCCGUCCGGAGCUCAGUUCCUCGGUAAACUGCACCUGCCCACGGCGCCGCCCCCUCUAAACGAGGGCGAAAGUUUGGUUAGCCGAAUUCUCCAGCUCGGGCCUCCUGGAACCAAAUUCCUAGGGCCCGUCAUCGUGGAGAUCCCUCACUUUGCGGCGCUGCGGGGGAAGGAGAGGGAGCUCGUGAUCCUGCGCAGCGAGACGGGCGAGAGCUGGAAGGAGCAUCACUGCGAGCACACUGAGGACGAGCUCAACGAGAUACUCAACGGCAUGGAUGAGGAACUGGACUCUCCCGAGGAGCUGGAGAGAAAGCGUGUGUGCCGCAUCAUCACACGCGACUUCCCACAAUACUUUGCGGUGGUAUCGCGCAUCAAGCAGGACAGCCACCUUAUCGGGCCUGAGGGAGGGGUGCUGAGCAGCACCGUGGUCCCCCAGGUCCAGGCAGUCUUCCCCGAAGGCGCGCUCACCAAGAGAAUCCGCGUUGGCCUGCAGGCCCAGCCAAUGAACGUGGAGGUGGUGAGGAAGAUCUUGGGGAACAAGGCCAACUUCAGCCCCAUUGUCACCCUGGAGCCCCGGAGGAGGAAGUUCCACAAACCCAUCACCAUGACCAUCCCUGUUCCCAAAACCUCAGAUGAUGCCGCAGCCCCUGGGUUCGGGGGCGACACACCAACUCUGAGACUUCUCUGCAGCAUCACGGGUGGAACCACCCCGGCGCAGUGGGAGGACAUUACGGGAACGACGCCACUGGCGUUCAUCAACGACUGUGUGUCCUUCACCACCAAUGUGUCGGCCAGGUUCUGGCUCAUCGAUUGCCGGCAGAUCCAGGAGUCGGUGAAUUUUGCCACGCAGGUGUACCGCGAGGUCAUCUGCGUCCCCUACAUGGCCAAGUUUGUUAUAUUCGCAAAGACGCACGACCCAAUUGAGGCUCGGCUGCGUUGCUUCUGCAUGACUGACGACAAGGUGGACAAGACCCUGGAGCAGCAAGAAAACUUUGUCGAGGUGGCACGCAGCAGGGAUGUGGAGGUGCUGGAAGGAAAACCCAUCUAUGCAGAUUGCUUUGGAAACCUGGUACCGCUGACCAAGAGUGGCCAGCACCACCUCUUCAGCUUCUAUGCCUUCAAGGAGAACAGACUUGCCCUGUUCAUCAAGAUCCGAGACAACACCCAGGAGCCUUGCGGUCGCUUGUCCUUCAUGAAGGAGCCCAGGUCUUACAGAAGCCUGGCACACAGUGCCAUCUGCAACCUAAAUAUUACGCUGCCCGCUUACUCUAAAGAGUCCGAUUCAGACCAGGAUCCGGAGGACGAGACCAGCAGGACACAUGAAAAAUAUGAUGAAGAAACUGAGUCCACAGAAACAUCUGCCCUGAAAACCCACUUGAUCCGAGACUCGCCUGCACUUGCUAGCCCAGACUUACUCUCUGAGGUGUCCGAGAUGAAACAGGACUUGAUGAAAAUGUCAGCCAUCCUGACCACUGACUCCACUGAAAAAUCUAGUCCCAUUGAAGGGAGCAUCCUUGAAAAAGCAGGGGAAGAAGAACCAGGAGAACCUUUUGAGAUUGUGGAGAAGGUCAAAGAGGACCUGGAAAAAGUCAGUGAGAUACUUAGAAGCGGCACAUACACAGGUAAGGUGUCAGAGGUAAACACAGCUGCUGGAAGAGCCGAAAGCCAGUUUGCCAGAAAGGAUGAUGAGUGGGUCUUCCUCAGUGACUGUGAAAUCGAAGAAGCCAAACAAAUGGUUGCCCUUGAAGAACAGGAAAGGUUGCUGCAGGAGGUAAGAAGUGAGGCAGACACACAGCAAAAGACUGUGAAAGUCUUGAGCAGAGACUACAAAGAGUAUCUUCUCGAUGCACCUGCGGCCACUACAGGUUUAGUACAUGGGGAUAAAGGCCAAAAGAAGUUUAGCACAGCUCUCACAAGCAGGGGUGGGAAAAAAAGCACCACUCCAGCACAAGACAAACACACUACCGGUGAAAUCAAAAAGCCAACCAGAAGGAAAUUAAAAGAGUCUCAUCCCAGCGAUUCUGGGUCUGAUGUUGUAAGAAGAAGUUCAGAUGAGCCUCUUCAUCUGAAAGCCCCUCCUGUUCCAGUUCAAGCACCAGUGUCACCAGUGGUGGAAGAAACUCCCAUUGGAUCAAUAAAAGACAAAGUGAAAGCUCUUCAACAAAAAGUUGAAGAAGAACAGAAAGGCCGAAAGCAAACGCCCAGUAAACCUUCUCAGGUUAGCACUAGGAGCAAAGCAUCUCAUGCUACAAAAGAAGCCAUUAAAAUGCAGCCGACACCUUCAAAGUCUCCCAGAUCUGAAACCGAGAGGCUGGAAGAAACUAUGUCUGUGCGGGAGUUAAUGAGAGCCUUCCAAACAGGGCAGGACCCUUCAAAGAGAAAGUCUGGUCUGUUCGAACAUAAAGCGUCCUCAAAAACUGCAAAAUCAAGCACUAAGGUCACGAAAGAAUCCUCUUCCGCUUCAACCAAAGGCAUCACGCAAACUGCAAUGACUCAGGGAAGGGAAGUGUCCCUGAAUGCCGUACAGCUGAGCAAGUCGCAAAAAGAAAGUGACUCUCAAAUAAGCCCAGACAGAAAGCACUCCAAGGAUUUUAGUGCGGAAAUCAAAGCUGAACUUGAAGACAAUGCCGAGUAUCAGCAGUUUAGAAAGGGGAAGGAGGACCUUGCCGCUACAAUUGCAGAUACUGUGUCAGCCUCCCAGCCUGAACUGACUACUGCGGUUCCUCCCGAUGUUGGAAAAGAAGAAGAGUUCCUCCCAGACAGCGUUGUUCAAAAUGGUGCUCUAGAUGAUAGUUCGGACAGCCUCAAACAUGAGGGCGUAGCAGAUUCACCUAGUGUCAGCCUAGGAGAUGGCACCCCUCAAAUGAGUUCUGAGGAAAGUUAUAAACAUGAGGGCUUAGCAGAGACUCCAGAAACAAGUCCUGACAGCUUGCCGUUUUCGCCUAAGAAAACCGACCAACCAAUACUUGAAAGAGCGACGAAAAAUGCAGCUGCCCUGCAGGGAAGCACUUCAAAAGACAAGUCAAAAAGUUCGGUCAAAGAGCCCACCGUUGGAAGCUCUAGAGUUUUGGCUUCUGAUGACCGGGGGACUAAAGGAAAAACUCUCCCUCCAUCCAGCACCGAAGAGGCAGACGGCCUGAGAACAACAGGUGUGCAUGAGAGCUGCGCAGGAACAGAAAAAGAAGCAUGGAAGGGGCCUCACCUUGUCUCAGAACCCUUAUCAAGAGCUGCAGAUGAACAAAUCGCUCAGUCACAUGUAGAAAAAGGCAAAUGUAUCAAAGACAAAGCACUUUCAGGUGACGGCAAAAUGUCACGUGCAAAAUUGACUGUAGGAUCUUCUCAAGGAACUGCAAAUAUAACUGACGAGCAAAAAGAAGAGUGCCUGAGAAAGUCAAGACAAAGAGAAGAAUCAGAGUUGAGAGGAAUAUGCACAGAUGCGCACACUUCACCUGGCAGCACUGUGACAGAAAGCAAUGUAACGGAUGAAGUAAAAGGUGACCAUCUGAAGCAUUCUGUGCCAGCAGAGAUAGAUGAAGGUAAAGAUUCCUGCUCUAGGUUGUCCUUAACUAAAAAUGCCCAGUCAACGGACAUGUUCAAACCAGAAAUCUGCAUUUAUGAUGACACUGAAGAAGAUGGAAAUGAAGAGGAAGAAGAGGCAGAGGGGUCUGCUCCAAAAACCAAGUCCAAGGGUGUCACAGCGAGGACUGAGAAGGAUGCAGACUCCUGGAAUGCCAUACGAGAAGACGACGAUGCUUUUGCAGCCCGUGUGAAGGAAGAAGAGCAGAAGAUUCUAGGUUUGAUGGUAGAUCGACAGUCAGCAGGUGCAACACCAGACACAACCCCUGGUAGAACACCCACAGAGGAAGGAACACCAACCAGCGAACAAAACCCUUUUUUGUUUCAAGAGGGAAAGUUGUUUGAGAUGACCAGAAGUGGUGCCAUUGAUAUGACAAAGAGGAGCUAUGAAGAAGAAGGCUUUGCUUUUUUUCAGAUAGGUGAACAACCCUUAGAGAAAGCUCUUUCUGAUGAGGCUAGAGAAGAACCUCCUGUUUAUGAAGCUGCCGAUGACGAAAAUGUGGCUACUAAUUUAUCUCUGCAAAUAAAGGCUGAAGAAGAUGAUGAAAAAGCUGACGAUGCAGCCGAGCCCAUGAAAUGCACGUCGGCCUCAGGGGAAGAUGAUCAUGCACAAGGUGGGUCUGCAGCAAGCACGAAAUCAGAGACAAAAUCCCGGAUCCCCAUAAAAAUGGGGAUUUCCGCUUCCACUAAGACUGCAAAGAAAGACCCAACAGCAGCGGAAAUGGCAGAGGUCAAACUUGAGAAAAGUGCCAGUGAGAGACCUACUGGAGCAGACCCCAGUGUCCCAGACUCUACAUUGAGUAAUGUUCAGACAGCCUAUUUGACAGUUACAAGAUCAGUUUACUCUGAGCAGGAAGCAGAGUCCUCAGACUCUUCCCCUGAGGAUCAGUCAGUCGUUGAGCUUACAAAAACGGUAUCUAAGUCUGCAGCUCCUCCCAGUGGGGUUCAGAGCUCAAAGAUCCCAGCUAAACCCAUCUCGCCCAUUUCCCACAAAGCAGCACCCUCUCCAUCCUCCGCAUCCAUCUCAUCUGCCACUCAUCACAAGGGCACUCCUUCAGUAACGGAGGAAGCAAAGCCAAAAUCUAGAAUUCCAGUUAAAGCUAGCUUGCUGAAGCCAGAAUCUGCUUCCGAGCCCUUGGUGCGACGCGCGGAGUCUCUCAAGGACAAAAAAUGUAAGUUGCCCGUAAAGAUGGAGCCGAGGAGCAAAUCUGAGACAGACGCGAGUCCCUCCGGGGAUGCCGGAGCAAGAAGGUCUUCCAAAGCCAAGAGCUACUGUGAAGCAGACUCCUCCGGGCAGUCAGUGACAAAGGACACUCUGAGUCGCUCUGAGAGCGCCGAUUCCUCGACCAAACCCAAGACAUUCCACUCCAGGCUUCCUGUUAAGAGUAAGCCUGGACAAACAUUGCAUACAUCCACUGAGGCCAAAGAGAGCAAAGAGCAGUUCUUUGAGAUGUACCGACAUUCCAUUGAGUUCUUUGAGGAAAUCAGUGACGAGGCCACAAAGCUCGUGGAGAGGUUAGCGCAGGCCGAGAGCGAGCAGGAGGGCGCUCUUUCAGAUGACGAGAGCAGCACGUUAGAUGCCUCCGUCAUCGAGAGCGAAACGUUCCCUGAGGUGCAGUUCCCUCCCGCUGAAGACAUCUUUGACGUGAGACCUCACUGGGACGAUUCUGUUGAGACACAGAUGCAGCGAAUGCCCAUCGAAAAUGUCCAAGAGCAAAGUCAAGUAGAUCCGCAGGAGGAUGCAGAGAGGAAGAAGGAAAGGUUGGCCAUUGUUGCCGACCACCUGGGCUUCAGCUGGACAGAGCUGGCACAGGAACUGGAGUUCUCCGAGGACCAGAUCCAUGAGAUCAGAGUGGAGAACCCAAACUCACUGCAGGACCAAAGCCAUGCUUUGCUCAAGUACUGGAUGGAGAGGGAGGGAAAGCAUACCACCGAGACCUCCCUGAUGAAGAGCCUCACCAAGAUCAACCGAAUGGACAUCGUGCAUCUCUUUGAAACAAAAAUGGGCAAGUCCAGUGAGGCGCAAUCUCCGCGGACCUAUGAGGAUAUCGAGAAGACUAUUGCACUGGACCAUAGCGAAGGUUUCUCAGCAUUGCAUGAAGACAUGGAUAGCCCAAGGCCAACGAGGCGGGUGGAGACAGCCGCCCGAGAGCCUGGGUCCAGACAGCCACCCCCUGUUGUGUCAGAGGAGGACCUUUCAGCAAACAUCUCCUCUCUGCACGAGUACGCAUCCCACACAGACGCAGAUGUCCCCGUCGCAGAGCUGCUGAGACACGCCCAGAAGGAGAAGCUGCAGCCUGGCCUGCAGAAGGAGCUGGAGAUGAUGCCGGCUGCUACGGCCAAACCUGCAUCCGCGAAGCCCGGGACGAUGCUGGCGCAGGGAGGUACAACAAAGCAAGCUUCACCAGAGCCAGCCACGGAAAUGCAACCCGGAUCAAGAGCAGCAAAGAAUGCAGUUUUUGACAGGAGUGAAACGACCCCAGGUUUUGAUAGAAUCCAAGGUGAAGCACAAGCUGUCGGUCUUCCCAUUACGGAAACCCUGCCUUUGUCCGAGUAUCGAUCCACGUCCUCACCUGACCCAUCUCAAAGCGUCCUUGAUUUCAGGAGAAUGUCCUCUGAAAUGAAAGCGACAACUUCAGAGCUCUUCAGCUCACGUGAAUGUGUAAGGUCUCCAGUUGAGCAGAGUCAAGUUUCUCCUGAGCUCAGUCCUGUCAUACCUGCACUCUACAGAGGUUCUCCUGAAUUGGCCAGAACAUCAGAUCAGAUACACGAACCACAUGAAAUGACUUCAGGAUCAGGCGUACCACUACCCAAAGGGAGCAGGACUGCUGAAUCCCCAAGGAGACCCCAAUCUUCCGUUCGGUUUGUUCGUUUGGACUCAGUCGAAACGCUGAAGACACACAGAACAGUGACUCUCAAUUUAAGUGGAGCCAUGUUUCCAGUGAGUGCCAAAAAACAGGAUUAUGAAAAAGUGCCAUCUGCGGUGAUUCCGGUUGCCCCCGUGUCACCAACAACUUUUGGAACCACUGAACCUUUAGAAUCUGCUCUGGAGUCGCAUGGAUUUCUGAAAUCGCCUGAUGAACUGACUCUGACAUCUCCAGGAUCCAGUAGCUUCUCUUGUCUGUCCAAGCGUGGCAUUUCAACACAGUCUCAGGAGGACGAUGACCAGCCUCCUUCUGGGUCUUUUCCUCAGUCUGGGAAAGUUCCGUCAGUUACAGCGAAGCACGACCCACCAGUGCUAACAGGUAGAGUUACCGCAGUAAAAUCCCUCUGUCCAGAGUUUAGCCAGGCUGUGCUCUCACAAACAAUACCAGGCUUCCCGGACUUCUCUGAACCCCAACGUGAAGAAACAAAAACCUGUCCAGUCGAGACCCACUAUGUAGAAGAGUCUACAUCCUGCCCGAGCAGCACCGCAUGGGAAACCCUGGGAGGGAUUCCGGUUUUCACCUUCAAAGCCAGGGAGGGUGCCGAUCGCCUGUUCUUCUUGGAAAGCGAGGAUCAUCCCGACUCGCCCAUUGUUUCUGAGCCAGAGGAGGAGUCCUGGCGCCAAGAUGAAGAAGAGCAAGCGCAAGUCCUGGCUUCUGCUGAAGGCACACUGCCUCCUGUAGAGUUUCCAGAAGAGCUUCCUUCACGAGAAGCAGCUAAGUAUGAGGCUGAAGAUGAUUUUCUUGGGACGGACGCAGCGCUGGAGCUGGGGCUGCUUUCGGACAGCUCCGAAGAGGAAGUGGUGACCACCAGGGUGGUCCGGCGCAGAGUAAUAAUCCAGGCAGAUGAUAUGCCAGACAUUCCCCCACAGGGGGUAACCGAGGAGCAGUACAUCGAUGAGCAGGGAAACGUGGUGCUGAAGAAGGUGAGCAGGAAGAUCAUCCGGAAGUACGUGUCAGCGGACGGCGUGGAGCGGGAGGAGGUGACCUCGGAGGGCUCUCAGGAGGACCCGGCGAUCGUGGGCGACGGAGACGGCUUCUCCAAGGUGGUGAAGAGGACGGUGCUGAGGAGCGAGGGAGGCCGUGCAGAGGUGACCUUUCGCGAGCGUUCGCCCUCGACUGCCACGGCUUCCGAGUUCGAGGCGGAACCCGUUCGGGGCCGCAAGGUCAGCCAGGUGGUCAAGACCACAGUGGUGCAGGGCGAAAGGAUGGAAAAGCGGCUGGGAGACCCCCGGCUGGCUGCCGGUCUCCCCUCGGCCAGAGACGACUUCGAACAGGCCUUGAGUUUGGCGGGCGGCUUCGGGAACAUUUACCUCCCGCCUUUAGUAGAAAAGGAGAUUGUAAAGGACGACGGAUCCGUGAUCAGAAGGACAAGGAUGUGUAAGUCGCGCAUGCAGAAGAGGACUGUGGUGAGGGAUGCCCAGGGCAAGAAGCAGGUGCACCUGGAGCAGGUGGACGACCCCCCGGCGGCACCUCGACCCUUCGACCUCCAGCAGCACCUGCAGCAACUGCUCCGCCGCUACUGCGCCGAGGAACAGGAGGACGGCAGGGAGGAGGCAGAGAGCUGAGAGGCCAGAGAGCGACUCGGCACACUCCCCCAGCCCCUGUCGCCGCCCACCUUUACCCUUCCUAUCUCUUCAGCUGUUGUUCUGCCCGUUUUGUGACCAAAGACCGCUUUCUGUCGACAGCCGACUCCGUUUCUAUUGUUCUUUUACACAUUUUUUGUUCUGGUUGCUGUGGUAGAAAAUGAACAUUAUUCCCCCCCCCAAAAAAGCCCUGAAAAUUGUGGAGCCCCACAAUGCCCCUCAUCCACAGCCCUCUUCAACAAGGACUCCUGUGAACACUGUACAUACGAAACACACGUGGACUUCACUGCCUGCUGUUACACGGCACCUGCACACAACGCCAGUCACUGAACCAGCUGUGGGGUCAAAGGUCAAGGCCUUGAUGUCACUCCAGCAGUGCGCUGUGUGUUCUGGCCCAUGGGUGAGCUCUUAAAGCAAAGCGUGCAUGUGUGUGUGUGUGUGUGUGUGUGUGUGUGUAUCCCCUCUGCUGUACACACCCUCAGCAACAUCACGAGCGGUAGCCGCACUGGAACGUCUUCAUGCUGAGCUCUUUACAUCGUCUUCAUCCGCUUCCUGUCCUGAAGUCCGUUUGUGUCUUUUGACUCAUUUUUUAAAUAUUUCUUCAACUCAAACAGGAAACACACGUGAGAACAGCUGUAACACAGAGCACAGCUGGAAUGGCACCCAUGACCACAGUUCAACAUUGGUCACAGUCUCUAGUAAAGCAGUGUAAGAAGAGUGUGAGAUCACGGUGAAGCGUAGGUCUUUACAGGGGCCAAGUUCAGCCCGAGGUCCCAACCUGUCAGUCGGGAAGAGCCAACGAAGGUGUGUGUGUGUGUGUGUGUGUGUGAGAGAGACGGCAGCGCAGCGCACACGGACAUCGGUCACCUACAGUCGCACUCUUCUCCAGCGAGGGACACUCGGCACACGCGUCUCCCUGUCCUCGCAGCGGCUGCUGGACCUGCGGGUCCCGCUCCACGGUCACACCGCACGGCAUCACGAAGGCCCGGCGCCGCACGUUUAACAGCCUCGUAGCGGAAUGUGCCGACGCCUCGUCCUCGUCCCGACGCACCUCGCACCCGACCGCUGCGUCACGCACCUCCGUUCUCAUCCGCCUCUGGAGAGCCAGCGCGGCGUGGCGGUUCGGCGCUCGGCGGCCGGGCCCCGGAGCCCCGGACGGACGGUUCCGUUCCCUCGGUUGCGGACAGAGCGUCUCCUCCGUAUCGAAUUCGCACUCGUAUUCACGCUCGCCGUCUCGCUGCGCGGAGCACAGCGACAGCGAGAGUUACGGUGCGUGAAGCUCCUCCGCUCGUUCCAUCCACUUCCAUCAACCGAGCAGCUCAUUUCACCGCCUUCCGUUUUCAUGUUUUUUUGUUUGGUUCUAAUUAUUUAUCAUCUCAAUCGCUGCUUGCGUUCUCCCACUUUGGAAAAAUAUUUGUGUGCGCGUGUUUGUGUGCGCGCGCGUAUGUUUCCCACAUCUCCAGCUUCCACGGCUGUGAGCUGCAAACCAGGAGGGUGUCGCACGAAGAGGACAGUGGCUGUGCUAUCGGCAGAACAGACGGGCGCUCGCACACUAUCUGUGGUGUCAUUUGCAGUGAAGACUUUAUCUAUAUAACAAUGUUAUGGUUUUUCACAUUACUGUUUACUUUGAGUGUAAUCCAAAAAGCUGAAAAAAGUCACUGAAAAGCAAACCUUUAAGUUGAUGAAUCAGCAUCUUGUUUCCAUGGCGAUAACAAUUAUAUACAUAUAUAAAUAUCUAUGAGGGCAUGUAUUAGUUAUUAAAAGAAAAAAGCAUUAAAACACUAACAAGACAUAGUCGCUCCAGUGUGUACAUGGCUGACUGAAAAUAAACUGUACAAGUGUUAAAUGUA
Molecule: messenger RNA, 13508 nt
Organism: Scleropages formosus (Asian bonytongue)
Lineage: Eukaryota; Metazoa; Chordata; Actinopteri; Osteoglossiformes; Osteoglossidae
Product: ankyrin-2-like
Exons: 54
Coding region: 334-11640 (3768 amino acids)
Biological process (GO): signal transduction
Molecular function (GO): protein binding
Source: RefSeq, a predicted model, not a curated record